AUGCCCACGAGCGGUUGGACCUCAGCCAAAGAGCGCAGACAGUUGAUCCCAGUCCUCAGCCAGAGGAACCCGAGUCUCCAGAGACGCAACGUUUCCAAGGAAAUGCGCUCCAAGCACGUCUCCACUCACAAUCAAAACGCGUCCAAAAUGAUGCACAGCGACACACCUUUCCCCUGCGGACUGCACUCCCGCUGGGCCUUUGAACUCGCGCUUGGCCCUGGUCCCAUCACUCGCUCCCCUCGCUCCCCCGCCCCUGCAUGGCUCUCCUCGCUCCUCUCCCUCCCCUCGCUUCUCGCUCCCUUUGCUCCCCUCGCUCCCUUUUCUCCCCUCGCUCCCUUUUCUUCCCUCGCUCCCUUUGCUCCCCUUGCUCCUUUUUCUCCCCUCACUCCCUUUGCUUCCUUUUCUCCCCUCACUCCCUUUAAUCCCCUCUCUCCUUUUUCUCCUUCCCCUCCCUACUUUCUCCCCUCGCCCUACUCGCUCCCUUUGCUCUCCUUGCUCCCUUUGCUCCCCUCGCUCCGUUUUUCUCUCCUCACCCUCCUUGCUUCCCUCGCUCCCAUUGCCCCCCUGCAUGGCUCCCUUCAUGCCUCUCUCUCGGCUCCCGCCCGUGUGACUGCAGGUUCAACUCCCCCUGGAUCUUUUCCCAGCAGUGAGCGUCGCGUUUUAUCUGCGCCGUCCCGCCCACGGCUCUAUACAGGGCCGUGCGCCACAGUUUAG
Messenger RNA from Knipowitschia caucasica, 714 nucleotides. The record is from the annotation of a GenBank genome assembly. Lineage: Eukaryota; Metazoa; Chordata; Actinopteri; Gobiiformes; Gobiidae.